Molecule: messenger RNA, 4974 nt
Organism: Python bivittatus (Burmese python)
Lineage: Eukaryota; Metazoa; Chordata; Lepidosauria; Squamata; Pythonidae
Gene: MIEF1
Product: mitochondrial elongation factor 1
Biological process (GO): mitochondrion organization; positive regulation of mitochondrial fission
Cellular component (GO): mitochondrial outer membrane
Source: RefSeq, a predicted model, not a curated record
UAGAAACUUCCUUUUUUUCCUUGUCACUUUUUUCCUUUGCUUUUAUUUUCCUUAACUUCUUUAGUCAUUUGAACUGGAUGGUCAAUAUCAGACGUCUGCUGCAAAUCUGUAAAAAAACCCAAAAAAACAAAAGUAUCCUGCCAUAUAUCCCGGGGAGCAUUCCUCCUUUCUUUUUGCAGAUGCAUUAAGCCUCAGGAGCAAUGGCAGGCGCUGGAGAGCGCAAAGGAAAGAAGGAUGACAAUGGGAUUGGCACUGCUAUUGAUUUUGUGUUGUCCAAUGCUCGACUUGUACUGGGAGUGGGAGGUGCUGCUAUGCUGGGGAUUGCUACCUUGGCUGUCAAACGGAUGUAUGACAGAGCAAUUAGUGCUCCAGCCAGUCCCACCCAUUUAAGCCAGUCAGGAAAGAGAAGCUGGGAGGAACCAAGCUGGCUUGGGUCAUCAUCACGGUUACUGAACCAAGACAUGAAGACAAAUCUUAGCCGUUCUCUGCAAACUCUUCCCACUGGUGCUUCAGAUUUUGAAAUAGAUUCAAUCAAACCUAUGAAGCAUAAAUCACCUGCCAAGAGAAGCCAGGUGGAAUUGAAGAAAUCCCGCCUUCGAAUGUCCUUGCAAGAAAAAUUAUUUGCUUAUUACCGGAGAAAGGUGGCUAUUUCCACAGAAGAACAGAUCAAAGCUAAGCAAGCUGCUGUGGAUAUCUGUGCUGAAUUACGUGGUUUCCUCCAUGCCAAGUUGCCAGACAUGCCUCUGCGUGAGAUGUAUUUGAGUGGUAGCCUCUGUGAUGAUUUACAGGUUGUGACAGCUGAUCACAUCCAACUUAUUGUUCCUCUUGUGCUGGAACAGAAUUUAUGGUCAUGCAUUCCAGGUGAAGAUACCAUCAUGAACAUCCCUGGCUUCUGCCUAGUACGUCGGGAAAACCCAGAAUAUUUUCCUCGUGGUAGCAGUUAUUGGGACCGCUGUGUAGUGGGGGGUUACCUCUCACCUAAGGCUGUGUGUUGUACCUUUGAGAAAGUAGUGGCCGGUUCCAUUAACUGGCCAGCAAUUGGGAUCCUCUUAGACUAUGUGAUCCGUCCAGCAGCACCCUUAGAAUCUCUAACUUUGGAGGUCCAGUAUGAACGGGAUCGGCACCUUCUAAUAGACUUUUUACCAUCUGUGACAUUAGGUGAUACUGUAUUGGUAGCCAGGCCACACCGACUGGCCCAAUAUGAUAAUCUAUGGCGACUCAGCCUUCGGCCAGCAGAGACAGCUCGCCUGCGGGCCUUGGACCAAGAUGACUCUGGUUGCCGUUCUUUGUGCCUCAAGAUCCUCAAGGCCAUAUGUAAACUGAACCCUAUGCUGGGUCGUCUUUCUGCCAGCCAGCUCACCAAUGUAAUAUUACACCUGACCCAGGAAGAAACUGAUUGGUCACAAGAUGUAGUAGCUGACCGUUUUCUUCAGGCAUUGAGAAAACUAAUUGGCUAUUUGGAAGAAGGAGUUCUUCCCAGUGCUUUAAAUCCCAAGGUGAACUUGUUUUCAGAGCUUACUGCUGAAGAAGUGGAUGAAUUAGGCUAUACACUGUACUGUUCACUUUCAGAACCAGAAGUCCUAUUGCAAAUAUAAUAGCUGCCUUAAACAUGACGUUAGUGUUAGAAUUACUUGCCAUGACAGUUUCUCUUCUGAGUGAGUUAUGCACAUCAUGUUCUGGUUAUUUUGCAAGUCUGCCUGUUUUUUUUAUUAUUAAAUGGGAGUGGGGGGUAUUAUAUUUCUUGGUGCUACUGGUCUAGUUCCACUACUCUCAAGGAACUGGAGGAAGAAGCAACAUUGAAGAGCUGCUCAGUUUGCUAUAAAGUCCUUGUUGAUAUACUGCUGCUGGAGUCCCAACAACGUGUACUCUAUGUCCCCUAAUACUCUAUACUUUGCUGCAGUGAAAAUUCUUACUCCCUCUUUCAAAAGUGUAGAAUUGCCGCUAAUGAUUUUAAGAACCACCAAAGUGAAAUGAGCUCUGUUCCUAUUGAUUGGUGAUUCUGUUUUUUUCCCUUUUCAUUCCAAAAGUGUUUGACAAAAAGUUUCAAAAGAAAUAUUUAUAGCAGGAUAUGUAUUUGUGAAUCCUAUUCAUUGACUCUAUUUAUAUUGUCUAGAGAAGGGGAGUUUUUUAAAAAAUUGCAUGCUGCUUAAGUUUAUGUGACACUCAGAGUGACUAUAACCCCAUAUUUUGAUAAACUGAGUGCAUAUUGUCUAGGAUUUGCUGCUUUGCCAGACUGAAGUCCUUCACUGCACAUGCACAUACAUGUGCACAAGGUCCUCAAUACUCUCUUGUUUAAAAAACCGGUAGCAGAUUGCUAAUUUAUGCAGAGGAAUGUAGGGAGAGUAGUUUCUCAUUCACUGCUAUUGAAAUUAUUUGUCCUUGUAUUAACUGCCUGAACAAUAGGAAAUGGUAGGGCAGACAGUCCACUAUUACUGAGGUGCAGAGCAGGAAAUUUGAAAUGAAGAUCCUUGAAUGAGCACUAUGACUUGUUAAAAACAUUGUGCCUUAAAAUCAUAUAAAGGGUACUUGACAGAGGUGGAGUAUGCGAAACUGGAGAGGGCAAAGUGUUUUGGAUGGCAUGGCAGAGGGCAAAGAUGUUUUGGGUGGCAUGGAACUAUUGGUGUACCUGGCACUGGCAGUCACAGUGAGGUGCCCAGUCUGAAUUUGAAGCACCUUUGCCCUCUUCAAUACUGAAUACUGCAUACCACUAGUACUUGAAAAUCAGGCCUUGAGCUUCAAUACCGUGGCCAGCUGGGGAACUUACGUACUGAUGUGUGCCUCCUGAAGGUUUAGUCCAUAAAAUUAUUGGACAUAGGCAGUUACAAGAAAUAACACUUCUGGAGGAAAGCAAAAUAGUUUGAAAAAUAUUUAUUAAAUUAUGCUGUUUAUACAUUUAAAGAAGGUGGCAUACAUUUAACCAAUUUGAUCCAGUUGUAUUCAUGAAGCCAUCAGCAUAUCUUGUUUUAUGUGGUAUUCCAUACAUAAGUUGUAUAACCCUGUUCUUAAUCUCUGCCCAUUCCCUGAAAUAAUGAUACAACAUGUAGGGAGGAGCCACCAUAGUCAUAUCUCCUGCUUUGCAGAUGCAAGCAUGGCAUGGUGAAUGUGUAAUCUCUCAGGAAUAUAUGGUUUGUCAGUGCUGCUAUCAUCUGAUGCUUCUUCCAUCUCUCCCCUCACCCAAGAAAAAUAGGAAAUGCUCUAAAAGAUGAGACUGUCAAACCUGCAUAACUAGUUUACAAUAAUAUACAUGUAAUUCUGAGGGUUGUUACCUUGUUUCAAAUAUCCACCCUUAACCUUAAAAGGCAAAGUGGAUAACGAGAUAAUGUGCAAGUCUUGAGAGUAAAAAAAUAAGCCUCCCAUAUUUUUCUCUUGAAAGUGGUGCUUGCUAAGGCUAUGUAUGCUUCAGGACUGAUUUGAAAGAAGGGUUUUGGUCCUUGUUUGCACAGAAUCAUCUGAUAUUCAUUAAAGUAGCCAGGUUUUUUUUUCAGAAUAUUACUUAAGAGUUGCACUAACUUUAAUUAAUGGAAUUCUUAAAGCAGUGGCAUCUUUUUUUUUUGGAAGCCUCUGAGGAAGCCUGAAAAAAAAUUGAUUACUUUAAUGAAUAGCAGAGAGCUGCUGUGUUCAUGCAAGGUCUGAAAUGCUUCUUUCAAAUCAUUUUCAAAGCAUGUAUAGCCCUAGUGCAUAUGUUAUUGAGAUAAUAUUCAGUAUAAUUCUAAUGUGUAGGCUUUAAUUCUGCAGCUAUGGAGAGUACACCAUCUUUCAUUGUCUUUUGAGAUCAGAUUGUCUGCUACAGAUGGUAUAUAUUGAUUGUAUGGUAAUAGAACCAGUGUUGUCCUAAUUUAAGUUUCAGUCUUCCAGCUAAUGACAUAGAAGGUUGUCCACUGAGUGCCUGGCAAUUUGUAACCUGGAAAACAUUUUUUUUUCACUAACAUAGUUUUUCCAGAAUAUAUUCCUCUCCGUUCUCAACCUUCCUGCUACAUGUGUUGAUGAGCACAUAUACAGACUUUAUGUGGUUGGAAACUUUGCUAUGAAACCCAUUUUUCUCCACCUUUGCUACCUUCUUUUUCCUUAAGAACAAACAUUGCAAAAACAUUUUAUUAGAAAAUGUUAACUAUGUUCUGUUAUGAGGUUGAAUAUAUACUGUAUGUAGUUUUAAGCUACUAUCUCUGUUCCAGUAAGAUGCGAUUUUUUUCACUUUCAUCUCUUUUGUUAUUUCCUACAAAGUAACAAUGAAUUGCUUUUUUUUCCCCCUUUGAGGUAUGCAAAAAGGAUUUAAGACUGUUUCAUAAUAAAGCUAGUAUUAAUAAUUUCACACAGCAAAUUGCCACUGCCAUCAGUGCAGAAUCUGAAGUUGAAAUAAAUGUGUUUACUCUUCAUUUCUAUGGAGGGUAAAUACACCUUGCACAAUAUUUGUGUAUCAGGUUGUGUGGGACAGCUGUAAAAACCUCCCUGGAAAAUUCAGUCUGAAGAAUUAGUAAUCUUAAACUUAUCAGUAUUCACUUAAGCUGCAUGUGACAAUUUCAAAGUUGCUACUGGGCAGGUUUAGUUUUAAGCUCAAGGUCUGUAAAACAAUCAGAACAGAGUACAGAUACUGAUAGUGUGAAGUACAACACAUGGCAAUUUUUUCUAAAUCACAGGGGAAAUGGGAAGCCAAUGACAACAGUUGAUGAUCUCAAGCCCAGGACCCCAAGUCUGCUCAUCCUGGAAUGUAGAUGUCAAACCAAUCAGAAGGAACUGCAGUUAGAACCAGCUAGCUGAAUAAUACAUUUGGUUGUCUUCACUUGGCACUGCUGACCUCCCAAGUCUGAUGGAAUUGCUAACAUGAGAAUUAUGUAAUUAUUCAAUAUAUAUAUGUAUAUUGAAAUGAAAUACAUGGGGUAUUUGCCCAAGUUGAAAUGUUAUGUAAGAAGGUUGGAAGAGAAAAGUCUAGUGGAUGGUCUGUGACAGUGUAUAAAAGUUGUGAAAUAAAAUAUUCCA